AUUAAAUAGCUAUUUAUUGGAAUUCAUGAGUUACCAAACAGGCAUAUUUUAAUUAAGUAAAUUCGAAUAUAAAAUGUGGGAAUAUUUUUGAGUGGCGCUAGUGUGCUUCGAAAUCGUUUCUUGUUACCUAUAUACUUUGUUUAUGGUUAACCUAUGUACUACGCGUAAUAAAUAACAAAAUCAAAACUUGUGGGUACAACAAAAUACCAAAUUUAAAAAAUGAAGCGAAAGAAGAUGGCCACCACAAACAGCCAUAUUGAUUUCUUUGAUAAAAGAUACAAAUUCAAUAACAACAACUGGUCAUUACCCAUGAAUGUUUUUUCUGAUGAUCACUGGCAAAUACCUGCACUACAAGCAAAAAGAGAAGAAUUAAAUGCAACAAAAGAAAUGCUUAACAACUAUGAUUUGAGUGCCUGGUCAUUUCAUACGAAAAAAAGGGAUCCAAGCACUAUGAUUAUAAAAACAAUAAGAAAGAAUUUCAAUCCAGAAUUGCUCACUCAGGCCUGGUGUAAAUUUUAUGAAUGUUUAUCCAAAUUUGAUAUAAUCUCUCCCAAAGCUAUUGAAAAGGGUACAUUAAACAGUAUGCAUCUUUGUGAAGCACCAGGUGGAUUCAUAUCAGCUCUAAAUCAUUACCUAAACACCAAAUAUAUUAAUUUAAAGUUGCACUGGUAUGCAAACACUCUGAAUCCUUCAUAUGAGGGGAAUCCUACAAAUCAAAUGAUUCCAGAUGACAGAUUGAUAGCUCACACCAAAGAAUCUUGGUUGUUUGGGGCUGAUCAGACUGGUGAUAUUAUGAAAUUCCACAAUUAUAUACACAUCACCAAAGAAGUGCUGGAAAAAUGUCCAGAGAAAUUAGAUCUGAUAACUGCAGAUGGCAGUAUAGACUGUAUGAGUGAUCCUGGCAAUCAAGAACUUCAUGUGGAACAUUUACAUUUUUGUGAAGUCAUAACAGCUUUAUCUCUGUUAAAAACAGGAGGAAAUUUUGUACUGAAAAUAUUCACCACAUUUGAGGACUCAACUAUCUGCUUACUUUAUCUCCUCAACUGCGUUUUCACAUCAGUAUGUAUAAUAAAACCCAUCACUUCAAAGAGUGGCAAUUCAGAAACUUACGUUGUUAAUCAAACAUUCAAAGGAAUUGAUUAUCUCACAACAAUAUGGCCGCAUCUUCUAAACCACUAUAAAAAUCCUUGCAAAACAAAAGCCUUAUUUGCUUUAUCAGACAUACCGGAUAGUUUUCUCAAUCAGAUUACAGAGUGCGCUGAUUAUUUCAUGCGCCUGCAAAUCACCACUAUCCAUGAAAACAUCAAUCGUUUCGGGCAGCAGUCGAAACAAUACAAUUACAAACUGUUUCAGUAUCAGACUGGAAUUGUUAACAAGUUCUUAACCCUGCAUCCCAUACAAUCACUUGACACUGAAGCGCGUAUUGUUCCUGAACAUGAGCUAAAACUAAUGAGUUUGCGCAAUGGAUGUAUGAAAAAGUCUGGUUUAUUUAAAUUAUAUAAUAACCAAAACAAACGAAAAUUAAUUGUAACUUUGUUUGUGGGAAAAAGAUUACGACGGUUUUCUAUUCAAAAUUUGCACGAGUUGAAGAUCUACGCGAUAAUAUAAAAACUAAUAUUUUAAACGAGUUAUCAUUGUUUAAUCAAUGUAAAAAUCAUAUAAAUAAGUCCUGUGAAGUAAUUUCAUGUGAUUCUAGUUCAAACUUACAUCAGACUUAUCAGAAUCAUAUGAUUUUACGACAAAUUCUAUCACUAUUUAAGAACAAUAGCAAUAAAAAUGUUCUAAUUAUUAA
Messenger RNA from Dalotia coriaria, 1792 nucleotides. RefSeq names its product cap methyltransferase 2 (gene aft). Bases 220 to 1608 code for a protein of 462 amino acids. Gene Ontology annotation, cellular component: nucleus; cytoplasm. The record is from RefSeq and is a predicted model, not a curated record. Gene Ontology annotation, molecular function: methyltransferase cap1 activity. The transcript has 3 exons. Lineage: Eukaryota; Metazoa; Arthropoda; Insecta; Coleoptera; Staphylinidae. Gene Ontology annotation, biological process: 7-methylguanosine mRNA capping.